Molecule: messenger RNA, 2880 nt
Organism: Misgurnus anguillicaudatus (oriental weatherfish)
Lineage: Eukaryota; Metazoa; Chordata; Actinopteri; Cypriniformes; Cobitidae
Source: RefSeq, a predicted model, not a curated record
GCGGUUCUAUCGUUACCAUGGAUACACUCGCCGUGUACACGUCAGUAUUGCAAACACUGGCAAGUUUACGAAGGUGUCUGUCAACGGUUUUCAAGCACCCUUUAGAGUGAGCGAUGCAAGGGUGUGUGGUCCGUCUUCAUAGCGUGCUCUUUGGGGGAGAUUUAAGCGCUCAGCCCAUCAAAAUCAACUUCCGGCAGCUCUUCCGAACCACAGAUGCUCCUGAAAUCCUGCCUUCGAUAAAAAAUGAGGAUGUUCUGAGGGCAGUGGUGGCUCUGCUGGACACACACUUGCCUGAUGUUGGCCCCAGAGACGUUCACGAAACAGUACAUUGCCCUGGGGUACAGACCCUUAUUUUGGCAAGGGACCAUGCAGAUGUUUUGGAGGAGUAUAGAGGAAAAAGACCCAGGAUCAAGGGAAGAUGUUUGGUUCCAGUACCCUGUACUACAGCAGAGAGAGCCGAGAGAGAUUCCACACACAAUCUGCUCUCCAAGCUAUACAGUGAUUCGGAAGAAAGCCAAGGUGAAAUCUCUGAGGAAAGCUCAGAGGAGACUUCAGAAGAGGACACUACUAACAGAGAUAUGGAUAUAGAGGCAGGGGUGAGCGAGUGGAGAGCAAGGACUAAAGCGAUAGAGAGGUGGUCUUGGGAUCGAUUCCGUGAUGGCCUACAGGAGUUUGUUGAAGGAGCGAGGAAUAGGAGAGAGAUAAGGAAACGAGAAGUAGAAGAGAUCCCAGCAUCUGCAAUAGGAGCUGAAUCUCUGAUCAUGGCUGCUGCUUGCUACGAGUUCAAGUCACUGUCUACGGGAGACACGGCGCUUCAACUUUCCCUUUUGGCUGUUAGGAAACGUUUCUGGCAUCUCGGCAUUGGCGGUUACAUCAUGAAGCUCUUGAAGACUCAGUCUAUGGUCGGACAAUAUGAUGUACUUGUUGUCCACGCUGACAGCGAUGCAGUGGGUUUCUUUAAAGGCCACGAGCUCACAGACGACCUCAUGCUCAAUGACAAAUACAAAGAGCUAAAAGAUGAUUGGACCAACAGUAUUCUGAUGAGCUACCUGCCACCCUUUACCACAGAUUUACAGAUGAGAAAUCCUGGUUUCUCCCUAAAUUUCACAGAGUUGGAGAUGGAUCUACAAAUAGCAGGGUCGCAAGCUCUCUCUGCCUAUCAGCAACAGAUGAUAUGUGUGACCAGGCUAAUAAGAGAAGUCAAGACAUUACGCACACAGCUUGAUACACAGCGCGAAGUAGUGGAACGCCUUCAUUCCCGUCUAGAGCACGAGAGACAAACACGUAGGAAAAUAGAGCACAGAUUCUUGAUGUACAAGCUAAAGAACGCAAAACAACUGUUAGGCAAUACUGAGUCAGACUCAGAUGCCGUACUGUCUCUGUGCUUUCCAGAUGUUCAGGAAGAUGAUAACCAUGAGCAUUUAAGUACAGAAGAACAAGAGGUAGAGCAGUCAGAUGAACCAUCUAUCCAAACACCAGAGGGCGCUAAUUGCUCAUACCGCUAAAUCGGACUCAGAAAAUAAAAACUGUGCUCUCGGGAUGUAAAACAUAGUACUGUAUGUGCAUUUAUUUAUUUACUUUUAAAAGAUUUAUUAAAAGUUAAAUGUGUUUUAAUAAUUUAAAUUAUAUAAUAAUAAUAUAAAAAUUACGCCUGUUUGUUAUUUGUUCUCAUUUUUUCAGAUUUAAGGGCUUUAUUGUUGUUUGGCCAUUUUUUGGUAAGGUUGUUAUUUAUGUAUUACGUCAAUUUAUGAAAACACCAUAGGGCGCUGAAUGAUAAAAUUGUGCUCCAGUGAUGUGCUAUCCUAUCUCACGGUAAGUCGUGUUAUAGUCACGAAAUAUUUGAUUAAUUCGUGUUCUUGAAACGAUUUUUCGCCGUUUUUUGUGCCAUUGAGCACAAAUGUCUUCUUCGUGUCACCCACCACGAAUUUCUAUAAAUAGUUUUUCGUGUCUGUGGCAUGACUUUCUUAUUGAGCCCCUAAGGGGACAUUGGAGUAAAAAAAUCUAAAGUAUAGUUUAUGUGCUCACGUGAAAGUUUCGCGUGCUCACGUGAAAGUUUUGCGUGCGCACGUGAAAGUUUCGCGUGAGCACGUGAAAGUUUCGUGUGAGCACGCGAAAGUUUCACGUGAGCACGCGAAAGUUUCACGUGCACGCGCAAAACUAAAUUCGACCGUUUCACGUGCGCACACGAAACUAAACUUUAUUUAAUUUUUGCUCCAUCUCCCCUUAGGUGCUCCGUAUUUUCUUAAUCGUGUCAUUUUAUAUUUUGUUUUCUCAUUGUUUUUCAAUCAUUGUCGCUUUGGGUUGGGGUUAGAUUUGGGGUUAGGAUAUAAUUUUAUGUAUUGGUUUCUACAUGUUUUCUUCCGCUUUUAAAACAAUUCUCACAAAAAAAAUUGAAUGAGAAAGUCAUUCUAACCCCAAUCGACAAUGGUAAAAAAUAAGAAAAAACAAUGAGAAAACAAAAUAUAAAAUGACACGAUAAAGAAAGUCGUGCCACAGACACGAAAAACUAUUUAUAGAAAUUUCGUGUUGGGUGACACGAAAAAAAAACAGCGGAAAAUCGUGUAAAUAACACAAAUAAAUUAAUCAAAUAUUUUGUGACUAUAACACGACUUGCCGUGAGAUUGGGUUGCGAUGUAACAUGUAAUAUUGAAUGUGCAUUUAUUUAUGUACUUUUACAAGUUAAAUGUUUUAAUAAUCUAAAUUAUUUAGUAUUGUUUAGCUUUAGUAGCUCCGAAAGAGUUUUUAUUUAUACAUAUGACACCUGUUUGUCAUUUGUUCUCCACUUUCACAUGUUAUGGCCUUUUUGGCCCUCUUGGCCUUUUUGUUUUUGUAAUGUCGAGAGCCACUUUCUUAGUCAAAAUAAAAACUUUUGGAAAUAUA